CGGCGCUCUCUAAGUAUCCUGUAAGUGAACCGCACACGAGUGACAGGUUCAGUAAACCAAUGCCUUGCAGCAGAAUGUAUUGAUUAUCCAAUGAGCGCGUGGGAGGGAAUUUGGUCCGUUGGCAAGAAGACUGGAGGAAUGGAACCUGAGCAGCCUCCUGACCCUAGCAGGAGGACGGGCAUUCAGCCUGAAGGGCUGGCCCUGGGACGCAGCAGAAGCCUUGUGGUCGCUACAGAAGGACCUGAGACAGGAAGAGGCAGAGCUUUCACCUUUCCUGGUGAUACCCUGCACGGACGAGGGAUAACUCUUGGACGAGCUAGAGGGCUGCCGGUGCAGCCUGAUGAUGGACGUAUUGGCCGUUCCAGGGGGCUGCUCCUCCAAGCACCUGAAUCUACAGUAGGUUUGGCAAGAGGUGCAAUAUUGCCUGGUACGGAGCCACAGCAUGGACAGAUACCUCCGUGUGAGUCUAUGAUGCAAGGCUUCAUGCAAGAGAGGAGGACAGGAGAGGUUGAUAUGCCCACCCAUAGCCAAGGAUCAGCACUGGUGUCAAUGUUCAGAGGAAUGGGAGUUGAGCCUUCCUCAUGGGGAAGAGGAACAGUACCAGUAGGGGGAGGAGCAACAAGAAAAAUAGGAGAAUCAAAGUUGCCUGCUGCCCCAUUAGAUGUUAAGAGCAGCCCAGAGCGCCUUAGUCAACCUGAAGGAGUGAUGGGCAGAGGAAGCAGCUUGUCCCCUCAGGUAAUGCUAGGGAUUGGAAGAGCAGCGAUGCCACAACUUGGAGUAGGAAGCGGACGUGCUUUGCUUCCAUCUUUGUCGCUACCCCCUGAACCACAGGCAAAGCUUUCUGAAACAGAAUCCAUUCCAACAAGACCCAUUGUUCAAGAUGUCCUGGAGCAGGUUGCAUUAGAAAAAAUGGAGACAGUUUGUAAACCACCUAAUAAGACUGGAACAAAGGGAGAACCUAUAUAUAUUUGCUCAAACUACGUCCCAGUAUUCUGCAAGAAUGAAGCCGUUUAUCAGUACCAUGUCACAUUCAGUCCAAAUGUUGAAUCAAUGGCGAUGCGUUUUGGCAUGAUGAAGGAUCACCGUUCGACCACAGGAGAAGUAGUGGCUUUUGAUGGUUCUAUACUGUACCUGCCUGUUAAGUUGGAUGAUGUGGUUAUUGUGCAGAGUGUGAGACGGACUGACAAUGAGGAUGUAAAGAUCAAGAUCCAAAUGACAAGGGUCUUACCACCCAGCUCUGAUCUUUGCAUUCCCUUCUAUAAUGUAGUCCUUCGGAGGGUGAUGAAAAAUAUUGGAUUAAAGCUGGUGGGCCGUAACCAUUACGACCCAGAAAAUGCAGUAAUUCUUGGAAAACACAGGCUUCAAGUGUGGCCAGGUUAUUCAACCACUGUCAAGUGCACAGAUGGAGGCCUCCACCUGUGUGUGGAUGUUCGUCACAAGGUUUUGCGAAAUGACUCUGUGCUAAAUGUCAUGAACGUACUGUAUCAACAGAGCAAAGAAAACUUUCAAGACGAAUGUACCAAAGAGCUGAUUGGCAGCAUCAUCAUUACACGCUACAAUAACCGCACCUAUCGCAUUGAUGGAAUUGAGUGGAGCAAGUCACCAAAUGACACAUUCACUUUGAUGGAUGGGACAAAAACCACCUUUGUGGACUACUACAGUAAAAACUAUGGGAUUGCAAUCAAAGAGAUGGACCAACCACUGCUACUGCAUCGACCAAAGGAGAGAUCCAAGCCAGGAGGGAAGCAAAUGAAUACUGGAGAGAUUCUACUGGUGCCAGAGCUUUCUUUCAUGACAGGGAUCCCUGAAAAAAUGAGAAAGGACUUCAGAGCUAUGAAGGACCUGACCAUGCACAUCAACUUGAGCAGUGAGCAGCACACCUUCUUAAUUAAACAGCUCCUGAAGAACAUCUGUGCCAGCCCUGAGAGUCUGAAGGCGCUCAGUAGAUGGGGACUGGAGAUUGGCACAGAGUUGGUAAAGUUAAAAGGAAGAACUCUUCCCCAUGAAACCAUUUGUCUGCAGACUUCAUCUUUUUUCACCAGUGCUGAUGUAAGCUGGUCCAAAGAGGUUGUCAGGGAUGCUUCCAUCAGCUCUAUUCCCUUACACACCUGGGCCAUCUUCUACCCUCGCCGCUGUGCUGAACAAGCUGAAGAGCUAGUCUCCACCCUCAAUAAGGUGGCUGUGCCUACUGGGAUGCGGCUGAAGCGACCUAUUUGUGUAGAGCUGAGAGAUGAUCAUACUGAGAAUUACAUCAAGAGCAUUCACACUCAGCUUACUAGUGAGCCCCAUAUGCAGCUUGUUGUUUGCAUCAUUGUCGGCAACAAAGAGGAUCUCUACAAUGCUAUCAAAAAGCUGUGCUGUGUUAGAAACCCUAUCCCAUCUCAGGUUAUCAAUAUCCGGACAAUUUCCCAGCAACAGAAGUUGAGGAGUAUAGCAAAGAUACUCCUACAGAUGAACAGCAAGUUAGGAGGAGAGCUGUGGAGUGUCAACAUCCCCCUGAAACACUUGAUGGUUGUUGGAGUAGAUGUCCACCAUGACACUAGCAAGUCACGACAGUCAGUCAUGGGCUUUGUGGCCAGUGUGAAUAGUUCACUGACCCAGUGGUACUCUAGAGUCACUUUUCAGACACCUUCCGAGGAAAUUAUUGAUGGCUUCAGAGUUUGCUUACUGGCUGCGCUGCAGAAAUACUUUGAGGUAAAUCACAGCUUGCCAGAAAAGAUAGUGGUAUAUCGCGAUGGUGUGUCUGAGGGCCAGCUAAAGAUGGUGGAAGAGUACGAAAUCCCACAGCUGAUCAAGUGCUUUGAGACCUUCCCUAACUAUGAGCCAAAGCUGGUAUUCAUUGUGGUUCAAAAGCGCAUCAACACCACCCUCUACUCCUGUACUUCAAACAACUUUGGCACCCCUCCACCUGGAACUGUGGUGGAUCACACCCUUACUCAGAAUAAGUGGGUGGACUUUUUUCUGAUGGCACACCAUAUUGUCCAGGGCUGUGGACUUCCUACACACUACAUCUCAUUGUACAACACAACAAACCUCACACCAGACCAUUUGCAAAGGUUAACCUUCAAGAUGUGCCAUUUAUAUUGGAACUGGCCAGGCACUAUUCGUGUUCCAGCACCAUGCAAGUAUGCUCACAAACUGGCUUUCCUCUCUGGCCAGAGCCUCCACUCAGAACCAGCUAUCCAGCUUUCUGACAAGCUCUUUUUUCUUUGAGUUUUGAGAAAACCAUGUUUGUUUUAUAUCCUACCCACUCGUCAGUGAAGUUCUUUAUCCUUGGAAUGUAAACUGGUAAAUAAUGCCAGUGUAUUAGUCUGGUUUGUAAGUGUUAGUCUUAGAACAGUAGUUACAGUUCAAAUAAACACUAUUGUCCUGAAUUUUCAGGUUUAAACUGAAGUAGGGUUUGUCAUUUACCAUAACUAUUGUCACUUUUGAGCUCUACAGUACUUUGUGAUUUUGAGUUUCACGCAGAUGCCUUUUUAUCAACUUGAAUCUGUAGUCAACGCUAUUGGUUAUAAGCAUUGUGGAUUUAAUUUACAGCAUGCAAUUGUAAUCAAUAAUUAUUUGCAGUAAUAAAAGUCUCCACCCCC
This is a messenger RNA of Betta splendens (Siamese fighting fish), 3587 nucleotides long. It is a transcript of the gene piwil2, whose product is annotated as piwi-like RNA-mediated gene silencing 2. Gene Ontology annotation, molecular function: protein binding; piRNA binding. Gene Ontology annotation, biological process: regulatory ncRNA-mediated gene silencing. The record is from RefSeq and is a predicted model, not a curated record. Gene Ontology annotation, cellular component: P granule. Lineage: Eukaryota; Metazoa; Chordata; Actinopteri; Anabantiformes; Osphronemidae.